Neltuma alba is the source of this 3801-nucleotide messenger RNA. Its product is annotated as topless-related protein 3. Lineage: Eukaryota; Viridiplantae; Streptophyta; Magnoliopsida; Fabales; Fabaceae. Bases 278 to 3577 code for a protein of 1099 amino acids. The record is from RefSeq and is a predicted model, not a curated record. Gene Ontology annotation, biological process: regulation of DNA-templated transcription. The transcript is spliced from 24 exons. Gene Ontology annotation, molecular function: protein binding.
GUUUCUCUCUUCUUCUUAUCCGCAGCCUUUCAAACCCUAGAAAUUCUCAAAUUUCGGGCCUGUAUAAUUUGAACAAGCUAAAUUCUCGAGGAUCUUCAGUUUGAGGAGUACGUGUGAGUUUAGAUUUAGAGUUGAGUCGUGCUGAGUCUGGAUGUACGCUUCCUGACUUGUCUCUGCUUCAUGGAAUCCGAAGCCUCUGCUCUUUUGGCUCGACCUGUCGUGUAUUUGUGAUUGAAUAUCCAAAUUAUCGUUGUGUUUUUAGAUUUGAGCGGUCGCUAUGUCUUCUCUAAGCAGAGAAUUGGUGUUCCUCAUUCUCCAAUUUCUGGAGGAGGAGAAGUUCAAAGAGUCUGUGCACAAGCUUGAGAAGGAGUCUGGGUUUUUCUUCAACAUGAAGUACUUUGAGGAAAAAGUCCAGGCUGGAGAAUGGGAAGAGGUUGAGAAGUACUUGUCAGGGUUUACUAAAGUUGAUGAUAAUCGAUACUCUAUGAAGAUUUUCUUUGAAAUCAGAAAACAAAAAUAUCUGGAAGCGCUUGAUAGGCAAGACAAGGCAAAGGCUGUUGAGAUAUUAGUAAGUGAUUUAAAGGUGUUCUCCACUUUCAAUGAGGAUCUGUAUAAAGAAAUUACCCAGCUGUUAACUCUUAAUAAUUUCAGGGAGAAUGAUCAGCUGGCCAAGUAUGGUGACACUAAAACAGCUCGAAGCAUUAUGUUGAUAGAGCUGAAAAAAUUGAUAGAAGCAAAUCCUCUAUUUCGUGAUAAGCUUCUCUUCCCUACUCUUAAAUCAUCGAGAUUGAGGACAUUAAUCAAUCAAAGUUUGAACUGGCAGCACCAGCUUUGCAAAAAUCCAAGGGCAAACCCGGAUAUUAAGACUUUAUUUACAGAUCACACAUGUUCACCUCCUAAUGGUCCUCUAACACCCACACCUGUCAAUCUUCCAGUCGCUGCAGUUGCAAAGCCCGCUGUUUACACAUCACUUAGUGCUCAUGGUUCCUUCCCACCUGCUGCAGCUUCUGCUAAUUCUAUAGCUGGUUGGAUGGCCAAUGCUUCUGCUUCAUCAUCUGUCCAAGCAGCAGUUGUUACUGCCUCAUCCAUGCCUGUUGCCCAGAAUCAAGUACCCAUCUUGAAACGUCCAAGAACACCUCCGGCAGCCCCUGGCAUGGUUGAUUAUCAGAAUCCCGAUCACGAGCAGUUAAUGAAAAGGCUUCGGCCUGUUCAUUCUGUAGAGGAGGUUUCCUAUCCUACUGCUCGACAAGCUUCUUGGUCACUGGAUGAUCUACCAAGAACAGUGGCAAUGACACUGCAUCAAGGAUCCUCAGUUAACAGCAUGGACUUUCAUCCUUCACACCAGACAUUGCUUCUUGUUGGUUCUACUAAUGGUGAAAUUGCCCUAUGGGAACUUGGGUUACGGGAGAGGUUGGUUUCAAAGCCAUUCAAGAUAUGGGAUCUAUCUGCAUGCUCAUUGCCUUUUCAGGCAGCUGCUGCCAAAGAAGCACCAAUUUCCGUCAGCCGUGUUAUGUGGAGCCCAGAUGGAAAUUAUGUUGGUGUUGCAUUUAGCAAACAUUUGGUUCACUUGUAUGCUUAUACUGGGUCAAAUGAGCUGAGCCAACGAUUGGAGAUUGAUGCCCAUACUGGUGGCGUGAAUGAUUUGGCAUUUGCUCAUCCAAAUAAACAACUAUGUAUUCUGACCUGUGGUGAUGAUAAGAUGAUAAAGGUGUGGGAGUUAAAUGGACGAAAACUAUUCAACUUUGAGGGGCAUGAAGCACCUGUCUAUUCCAUCUGUCCUCAUCACAAAGAGAACAUUCAGUUUAUAUUUUCAACUGCUGUUGAUGGAAAAAUAAAGGCCUGGUUGUAUGAUCACAUGGGUUCCAGAGUUGACUAUGAUGCUCCAGGUCACUGCUGCACCACAAUGCUUUACAGUGCUGAUGGAAGUAGAUUGUUUUCCUGUGGAACAAGUAAAAAUGGAGAAUCUUUCCUAGUUGAAUGGAAUGAAAGUGAAGGAGCCAUUAAGAGGACGUAUAGUGGGUUCAGAAAGAAAUCAAAUGGGGUUGUGCAGUUUGACACAACCCAAAAUCGCUUUUUGGCUGCAGGUGAAGAUGGCCAGAUAAGGUUCUGGGAUAUGGACAUUGUUAGUGUUCUCACAAGCACUGAUGCAGAGGGUGGACUGCAGAGCCUGCCACGUUUGAGAUUUAAUAAGGAAGGAAAUCUUCUUGCUGUUACUACUGCGGACAAUGGAAUCAAGGUACUGGCAAAUGCUAUUGGUCUGAGAUCCUUAAGGGCAGUGGAAACUCCAGCAUUUGAAGCAUUGAGAUCUCCGAUGGAAUCAACUGCAAAUAAGAAUGGAGUUGACCCUAUGGGACUGAGUUUGGAGAAGCCUAGAACCAUGGAAGAUGUGAUAGAUAGAACUAAACCAUGGCAGCUAUCUGAAAUUUCGGAUGCUAUCCAAUGUCGGUUAGUUACAAUGCCCGAGAGUGCAGAUGCUUCCAGCAAGGUUGUUCGACUUUUAUAUACAAAUUCUGGUGCUGGUGUUUUGGCACUUGGGUCAAAUGGUAUUCAGAAACUGUGGAAGUGGACUCGUAAUGAACAAAAUCCUACUGGGAAGGCCACAGCCAGUGUUGUUCCUCAACACUGGCAACCCAACAGUGGUCUUCUUAUGACCAAUGAUAUUUCUGGUGUCAACCUUGAAGAAGCAGUUCCUUGCAUUGCACUCUCAAAGAAUGAUUCUUAUGUUAUGUCCGCCUGUGGUGGAAAGGUUUCAUUAUUUAACAUGAUGACAUUCAAGGUAAUGACAACGUUCAUGCCACCACCUCCUGCCUCGACUUUCCUGUCUUUCCACCCACAGGAUAACAACAUCAUAGCCAUUGGGAUGGAGGAUUCAACGAUUCACAUUUACAAUGUUAGAGUGGAUGAGGUCAAGUCGAAAUUGAAGGGUCAUCAGAAGCGUAUCACUGGUUUAGCCUUUUCGACCAAUCUUAACAUACUGGUCUCGUCUGGUGCUGAUGCCCAACUUUGCGUGUGGAGCAUUGAUACAUGGGAGAAAAGAAAAUCAAUAACAAUACAAUUACCUGCGGGAAAGUCUCCAGUCGGUGAUACUAGAGUCCAAUUCCAUUCUGAUCAACUCCGCUUAUUGGUAGUCCAUGAGACUCAUUUGGCAAUAUAUGAUGCUUCCAAGAUGGAUCGCAUUCGACAGUGGCUUCCACAAGAUAUUCUGCCUGCUCCCAUAUCAUAUGCAACUUAUUCAAGCAACAGUCUGUUAAUAUAUGCUACUUUCUUUGAUGGUAACAUUGGGGUCUUUGAUGCUGAUAGCUUGAGGCUAAGAUGUCGUAUUGCUCCAUCAGCAUACUUGUCACAGGCAGCUUUAAGUGGAAGCCAAGCUGUUUACCCACUCGUGGUUGCAGCUCAUCCACAAGAACCCAACCAAUUGGCUGUUGGGUUGACCGAUGGAUCCGUCAAAGUAAUAGAGCCCUCUGAAUCAGAUGGUAAAUGGGGAUCUACUCCACCUGUAGAUAAUGGAGUGCUAAACGGUAGGCAAGGGCAGUCAUCUACUUCAAAUAUCCACACUCCUGAUCAGGCACAAAGAUAAGAUUCAUUGUAUCAUUCUAGUCUAAUCAUGUUAGAUUUUGAUUCCCCCAUUUGUCUCUUGUCAAUACCAGCUUGGACAUAAAAUGGGUAAAUGUUCAGGUCAUGUACUAAACUUGUGUAUUGUAUUGUAGUCAACUUGUAAUUGCGUUGGUUAUUUGUAAUGUGAAUAUGUUAAUUCUCUUCCCAUAUUGAUAUAUUAUAAUGAAAUCUCUUGUUGGUUACUGA